Molecule: messenger RNA, 2513 nt
Organism: Solanum stenotomum
Lineage: Eukaryota; Viridiplantae; Streptophyta; Magnoliopsida; Solanales; Solanaceae
Product: putative pentatricopeptide repeat-containing protein At5g52630
Exons: 2
Coding region: 106-1800 (564 amino acids)
Biological process (GO): RNA modification
Molecular function (GO): RNA binding; protein binding; zinc ion binding
Source: RefSeq, a predicted model, not a curated record
GCACGACAACACUCAACUACCUAAUUAAUCUAUCCGUGUCCACCCACCAUUAGGGUCCAUUGUGUUGGUAUUAGUUCGAUGAAACAAGCAAAUCAGGCUUGAGAAAUGGAUUCAACAGACCCACGGUGCGUACAUGCGCGAGCCAUCACAACAGGCGCCGCAAAAGCUAACCGUGCAGUGCUAAACAACCUCAUCACUCUCUACUCCAAAUCCGAUCUCCGGUCAGACGCCGCCCGUGUUUUCCGUUCAAUCCCAUCGCCCAAUGUCGUUUCAUGGACAGCCCUCACAUCUGCAUUCUCCAACUCACCACUUUCCUUUCAUCAUUUCAUUUCCAUGCUCCGUCACCCUUCAAGAAUCCUACCCAAUAGCCAUACUUUAACGUCCCUUCUCAAAACAUGCGCCACUCUUCCUGCACUCACCUUCGGGGCACAACUUCAUUCUCUUGCUGUCAAAUUGGGUUUCUCUGCAGAGCUGUUUACGGCGUCAGCUCUUGUGUCAUUGUAUUUUAAAACUGGGUUGUCGAAUAAUGCUAAGAAGGUGUUCGAUGAAAUGUCUGUGAGAGAUGAGGUUUGUUUCUCCUCGGUUAUUGUUGGGUUUGCUCAGAAUUAUAAGCCUAUUGAUGCUUUAUCGUGUUUUGUUGAAAUGAGGAGGAGUGGUAUGGCAUCUACUAUGGUUAGUGUUUCUGGGGCUUUGCGGGCGGGUUCUGACAUGGCUAUGCUUGAACAAUGUAGGAUUAUUCAUGGGCACGCGAUGGUAACAGGGCUUAAUUUGAAUGUUAUUGUAGGCAGUGCAUUGAUUGAUGGGUAUGGGAAAUGUGGGCUUGUGGGGAAUGCUCGUGGAGUGUUUGAUGAGCUUGAAAUGGAACUCAAUAUUGUCGGGUGGAAUGCGAUGAUGGCAGGGCAUGCUCAACAAGGGGAACAUGGAAAUGUCAUAGAGCUUUUCACUUUAAUGGAAGAACGGGGAAUGGUACCAGAUGAGUACAGUUUCUUAGCUACUUUGACGGCAUUAUACAAUGCAGGUUUAGUUGAAGAGACUGAGAUAUGGUUCAAGAGGAUGACCGAAGAGUAUAGUUUGGAGCCGUGUCUUGAGCACUAUACGUGUUUGGUGGGUGCAUUGGGAAAAGCAGGACGUCUGGAGGAGGCAGAGCGAAUUGCUUUAACCAUGCCUUUUAAGCCAGAUGCAGCUUUAUGGCGAGUAUUAUUGUCUAAAUGUGCAUAUCAUGUGAAUAUGGAUAUUGCGUGGAGGAUGAGUGAUAGGUUGUUGGAGAUUAACCCAAUGGAUGAUUCAGCUUAUGUAAUUUUGGCUAAUGCUUAUGCAAGUGCAGGGAGGUGGGAUGAGGUGAGGGAGGUGUGGAAGAGAAUGAAGGAUAAGAAAGUGAGGAAGGAAGGUGGGAAGAGUUGGAUUGAAGCGCUGGGAGAGGUUCAUAUGUUUUUAGCUGGUGAUAGGAGGCAUGAGAGAACCAAUGAGAUUUAUGCUAAGUUAACAGAGUUAAUGGAGGAGAUUGAGAAACUGGGUUACGUGCCCGUAUGGACUGAAAUGUUGCAUGAAGUAGAAGAGAAGGAGAAGAAGAAAUCACUUUGGCAUCACAGUGAGAAGCUGGCAUUGGCAUUUGGAUUGUUGAAUGGAACAGCACCACCUGGUAAAGCUUUGCGGAUUGUGAAGAAUUUGAGAAUUUGCAGGGAUUGUCAUGAGGCAUUUAAGUAUAUUAGUAGACUUGUUGAUAGAGAGAUUAUAGUGCGGGAUGUUAAUAGAUACCAUAAGUUCUUGAAUGGAAGCUGCAAUUGUGGAGAUCAAUGGUAAGACUUUAUUGAAAACAAAUCUGAGUAAGAAGAAGACCUCAAACUGACGUCUUCUUGGCUUUCUCUUGCACAAAGAUCUUUGCCUUUUGUUGUUGAUACUGACCAAGCCGUUUAUUGAAAACCUUAGAUCUGCUAUAACUCAACCCCUCAGUUGAACUGAAGUUGCAGUCUCAAAUAAUUCGAGACUUCAUUCACCUAAUAAUGGUGCAAGAUCAAAUCUUGUUGCUGAUGUAUUAAUGAAGGGCGUUUACUGCUAGAUCAUGCUAUUGACAUUGUUGAGCAGGCCAAAGAAAUUGGACUUGAAACAGAGUAUUUAUUCAUGUAAUAUCUUACUAAAAUACUUGGCAGAAACAAGCCAGAGGGUGUAGGAUGCAACUCUUUUGAAGCAAUAAAGAACUUUGGACCAUCACCAGAUGUAAGGACAUUCACAAUCAUGAUGUACUUCUCUGCCGAAAUCAUCCAGGGCAACAGGAGGUGGAUAGAAAAGUAGACUACGAGAUUCUGAAUACAUAUCUCCAAAAGUUGUAGAGGAGAUUGAACAUGAAAGAGAGAUGCUCCGUUUAGCUGACAGAUUGGGCGGGGAAAUGAACCACAUGAAACUCUUAGAGGCCAAGAAUCAGUUUGAGGAGAAAAAUUCCGCUAUUAGACAAGGAAACGACAUCAAGAAACUAGGCCAACAAUCCCUGCCAGAGACAACAGUUCAACCCUUGGUAG